This is a messenger RNA of Beta vulgaris subsp. vulgaris (sugar beet), 2462 nucleotides long. RefSeq names its product mechanosensitive ion channel protein 2, chloroplastic. The transcript is spliced from 14 exons. The coding region runs from base 300 to 2201 and encodes 633 amino acids. NCBI's taxonomy places the organism in Eukaryota, Viridiplantae, Streptophyta, Magnoliopsida, Caryophyllales, Amaranthaceae. Gene Ontology annotation, cellular component: membrane. The record is from RefSeq and is a predicted model, not a curated record. Gene Ontology annotation, biological process: transmembrane transport.
UUCAAUAUUCAUCUGAACCACCUUUUUACUCUUUUCUUCUUCAACUCGCAACUGCACAAAAAAAAAAAAAAAAAAAGCAAAAAUUCCACUGUUGAUUUGGAUUUGAUUAAACAGUAUUCAUUCUCUCUCCUCCAAAAUUUUCGAACAGGUCUUGCUGUGUUGUAAGACUUGGGUUUAAUUUGUAUAGCGGCCUUCACUUCGACGUAACUUGAUUGGGUUAUAUCCUGAAUCUGGGAGCUGAUUUUUAACGAUCUUGAUAAAUAUAACCAGUGGUGUUGCUCAAUUGCCUUCUUGAAAGAAUGGUGGUUGCUUCUUCUUUGCAUUUUUCGUACGAAUUCAGAAUUUACAACUCUUAUGGACUACCAUACCAGCCAAAGAUUGGUCGAUUUCCUUUCUCCAACGCUGCUGUUUCAUCGAAUGACGUGUUGAAAGAUGCUUGGAAUCUCCAAAAUUUAAGUAGAGGAAUCAACGCCAAAACCCCUGCCUCCCCCAAACAUAGGGUGUUCCUUUGCAGAUCCAUAUUCUUACCAAGUGGAGGAAAUGCUUCUCCUUUAAUGCAAAAUGCUCCUGCUCUUUUGAAGAGGGUGUGUAACAGUUUAUCGUCAAAGUCGCUUGUGUAUCAGCUAAUCCCAGCCAUUGGUGUCAUUGCUUUAGCAUGGGGACUUUUGCCACUUAUGCGUCUUGGCUGGAGUAUCUUCCUCCAUAAAAAUGGCGGCAACUGGAAAAAGAGUAGCACAUAUUAUUUUGCCACCUCAUAUGUUCAACCAUUGCUAUUAUGGACUGGAGCACUGCUUAUUUGCAGAGCACUGGAUCCUAUAAUCUUACCUUCGGAAGCAAGCCAGGCUGUUAAGCAGCGGCUUCUGCACUUUGUACGAUCAUUUUCCACCGUCGUAGCCUUUGCCUAUUGCCUAUCUUGCUCGAUUCAACAAGUGCAAAAGUACUUUAUGGAAGCUAGCGACUCUAAUGACACAAGAGAUAUGGGGUUUCAAUUUGCCGGGAAGGCUAUCUACACAGCUGUAUGGGUGGCAUCGGUUUCACUGUUCAUGGAAUUGUUGGGUUUUUCUACCCAGAAGUGGCUAACUGCUGGGGGUCUUGGCACAGUAUUGCUCACCCUUGCUGGACGUGAGAUAUUCACAAAUUUUCUGUCAAGUGUGAUGAUCCAUGCAACUCGGCCAUUUGUUUUGAAUGAAUGGAUUCAAACGAAGAUUGAAGGAUAUGAAGUGUCUGGUACAGUUGAGCAUGUAGGUUGGUGGUCACCAACAAUUAUCAGAGGAGAUGAUCGUGAAGCAGUUUAUAUUCCCAAUCACAAGUUCACAGUUAGUGUAGUAAGAAAUCUGACCCAAAAGAAUCAUUGGCGCAUUAAGACCCAUCUCGCUAUUAGCCAUCUAGAUGUCAACAAGAUUAAUAAUAUAGUAGCUGACAUGCGCAAGGUUUUGGCUAAAAAUCCCCAAGUAGAGCAGCAGAAGCUGCAUAGGAGAGUUUUCCUGGACAACAUCAAUCAUGAAAACCAGGCCCUUCUGAUCAUGAUAUCUUGUUUCGUGAAGACUUCUCGCUUUGAGGAGUACCUUUGUGUAAAGGAAGCGAUACUCUUGGAUCUUCUGAGAGUAGUCAGCCAUCACCGUGCCCGACUUGCCACACCCAUUCGUACCAUACGAAAAGUUUACACAGAAGCAGAUGCUGACAAUAUUCCAUUUUCUGAAACUGUCUACAAUGGUUCCGGUGCUGUUAAUAACCAUCCUUUCCUACUAAUUGAACCUUCUUACAAAAUAAAUAGUGAUAAUAAAACCAAAUCUUCAACUCGUAAGGAUGAAAAGUCUGAUGUAACCUCAAAAUCUGACACCAAGGUAGAUGCCAAAUUUGAUGAUCAAGAUAAGCUAGAUGCAAAUGAUAAAGCAGCCUCAGUAGUGGAGCCCAUUGUUCUGAAAAGAGAUGAUGAAAGUCAAGCCACCUCUCCAGCAGCAAGGACAGCAUUAGAUGAGAAUAUUGUUCUUGGAGUUGCUUUAGAGGGCUCUAAGCGAACGCUUCCUAUCGAAGAAGAAGAAAUUUCACCGUUGGCCCCUUCCUCAGGGGAUUCAAAGGAAUUGGCUACAUCUCGAAAUGGAGUUGGAAGUGUGUCGAAUGUGGAGGACAAGAAAGACGAUCAGGUAUCAGCAAUUGGUAGUGUGAACACAGGUGAUAACCGUGAGAAAUACAGUGGGUAAACAUUGUUAUCACAAACUUUUCAAAUAUAUCUGCAGAGGUGAUGCCUUAAAGCUGUCUAUUUUCACACGGCUGGCAAAAUGCAAGAUAUAUGUAUUCUACGAUGUGUUGUAUAUUAGUAGUACAAAGGUUAGUAUUUGUAUGUUUGUAUAGAGAUGUAGAGGAAUUUGGCCAUUUCAGCCUAGUUGUAAUUUGUAAAGCACACUCGGCUCGAGCUUUAAUAAAUUUGCAAUUGAGAGUGAGGUGUUCACAUUAGUAUAUAA